ACACGUUAGACGUGUUCGUUACGCCUUGUUUUUUAUAUCAUUCUAAAGUUACUAGAAGUACGCCAGAAUGAAGUGGUCAGUACUAAUAAGUUUAAUAUAUUUUCUAUCUGAUGUGGAAGGUUUAAAAGUAUUGAUAUGUUUCCCUCUACCUGUGAAGAGUUUGAGUAUUCUGGGACAAGGAGCGGUCAGGCAUCUGAUGGAAGCUGGACAUGAUGUAACAUACAUUACAGUGUACCCGUUGAAAAUAAAAGCGAAGAAUUUUCGUCAAAUUGAUAUUAGCACCAACACUGCCUUAGUUGCAAGUGAUGAAUCAUUGACAAUGGAAUACAUUCUUAAUCACAAACUGGAAAGAAACCCUCCAAAUCAAGUACAAGAGUUUGCUGUAGAAGCCCUAAAAAUGACUCUCAACCAUGAAAAUGUGAAAAAACUACUAGAAGACCCUAAUGAGCAUUUUGACGUUAUCAUUACAGACUUGAUCGAAUCAGAAGUGUAUGCUGGAUUGGCGGUCUUAUACAACUGCCCCAUGGUAUGGCUCUACUCUAUGGGGGCACACUGGCAAGUACUGCGACUGAUAGAUGUCGCCUCGAACCCUGCUUACGACCCAGAUUACUUAUCACCAAACAUGCCUCCACUCACAUUUACACAAAGAGCGGAAGAACUGUGGUCGAGGAUUUAUUGGCAAUACCUCAAAACAUUCUACACUCAACCUGAGGAACGCAGCAUCUACGAGGAAGUCUUUGGUCCUCUGCUGGCUAAACGUGGAAGACCGCUUCCAGAUUAUGAAGAUGUUAUGUACAACGCUUCACUGAUAUUCGCGAAUGAGCAUGACGCUACACGCAACCGAGCGAGUACUCCUCAAAACUUUAAGUAUAUUGGUGGAUUCCAUAUUGAGGAGCCUGUAAAGCCACUGCCUAAGGAUCUUCAAGACCUCAUAGACAAUUCGAAGCAUGGCGUCAUAUAUUUCAGUAUGGGAUCAGUUUUGAAAAGUAAUUCUAUGCCAAGGAAACUGGUCAUGGAUUUGCUCCAGAUGUUCGGAGAAUUUAAACAAACAGUUAUUUGGAAAUUCGAAGAUAAUAGUUUACAAGGUGUCCCGAAGAACGUUCACAUUGUAAAUUGGGCUCCACAGCCGAGUAUUUUAGCUCAUCCAAACGUCAAAAUGUUCAUCUCACAUGGAGGUCAGCUCUCUUCUCUAGAAGCCAUUCACUUUGGAAAGCCAAUCAUAGGAAUACCAGUGUUCUUCGAUCAGUUUACCAAUAUCCAUAAGGCUGCUCAAAAUGGGUAUGCUUUAAGAGUGCCGCUAUCUCAAAAUUUACCUAGAGACUUGAAACCUGCUAUUAAUACGAUGUUGAGUGACGAUCGUUAUGCCAAGCAGGUCAAAGAACUGUCGGACCUCUAUCAUGAUCGUUUGACGAAACCAGGUCCUGCUCUCGUGUACUGGGUAGAACACGUAGUGCGCACACGCGGCGCCCUUCACCUGCGCUCUCCAGCCCUCCACGUACCUUUAUAUCAACGUCUUUAUCUAGAUCUUUUAGCAAUAAUCCUGAUUAUUACAUUUUCAAUCAUUUUUCUUCUAAUUAGACUCUGCAACAACAAAAAUGGAAAAAGAAAUGACAAGAAAAAAAGUAAUUAAUUUUAAAUGUUGGAAAUUGUCUAUCCAACAUUGUUGGAUGAAAUCUAUUUUGUUUUUGUCCCAGAGCAAAACAACUUGCCAUAUGAAUUCAUAUAAUAAUCCAAAUCCAAAGUAAUUACUUUUGAUGUGGAAGUAAAAACAAAAAAGUAAACACGACUGCCUCGUUGGCCGAGUGGUCGCAAGUGCGACUACCGGGCAAUG
Messenger RNA from Spodoptera litura, 1831 nucleotides. Its product is annotated as UDP-glucosyltransferase 2-like. The record is from RefSeq and is a predicted model, not a curated record. Gene Ontology annotation, molecular function: UDP-glycosyltransferase activity. Lineage: Eukaryota; Metazoa; Arthropoda; Insecta; Lepidoptera; Noctuidae.